AUGAGGACGCACACGCUUCUGUCCAUAACUCUGCUGGGCCUGCUGCUGUGGGCCUCCUGCACCCAGGCCGACGACGCUGACGACACCGACGCCACGCAAGAAGACACAUCGAAGGAGAUGACAGAAGAGACUGCAGGAGAGGAGGAGGAAACCACAGAGGCACCAAAGAAGGAGAAAACUACAGAGAUAGAAGAGGAGAACAAUGUGAUGAUUCUGCACAUCAACAACUUUGCCACAGCUCUCAGCGAGAAUCAGUAUCUACUGGUUGAGUUCUAUGCUCCCUGGUGUGGCCACUGUAAAAAGCUGGAGCCUGUGUACGCAGAGGCUGCUGGGAAGCUGAAGGGGGAGGAAGCUACGAUCCGUUUGGCCAAAGUGGAAGCGACGGAGGAAAAGGAGCUGGCCGAAGAGUUUAACGUCGGAGGCUUCCCAACUCUGAAACUGUUCAUGAACGGAGACCGAAAGCAGCCCAUCGAAUUCACUGGUAAGAGGUCCGCAGAGGGAAUAAUCCAGUGGAUGAAGCGUCGUGCAGGCCCCGGUGCUCCUGUGCUCGACUCUGCAGACUCUGCAGCUCAGUUCAUCGAUUCCCAUAACGUCACUGUCGUAGGGUUCUUUGAUAAUCUGGAGAGUGAGGUGGCCAAGGUGUUCAAGGAGCUUGCUUUGGAUUUUACUGACGCAGAAUUUGCUGUGUCAGCGAGUCCGGAGGUUUUCCAGAAGUAUGAAGUAAAAGCCAACUCGGUGGUGCUCUUCAAAAAGUUUGAUGACGGCAGAGCAGACUUCUCAUUGUCAGAAGAAGGGAAGCUGGACAAAAAAAAUCUGACCACCUUCAUCAAGGACAACAGCCUGGAGCUGAUCAUCCCCUUCAGCCAGGAGACUGCAGAGCAGAUCUUCACCUCCAAAAUCCUCGUGCACAGCCUGCUGUUCAUCAACUCCUCUGUGCAGAGUCAGACAGCCCUGAUGGACGAAUCCAAGACCAUCGCCAAAGAGUUCAAGGGCAAGAUGAUGUUUGUUGUGCUCGACGUGACAGAAGCCCUGUCCCAUGUGCUGAAAUACUUUGGCGUGUCCGAGAGUGAUGUCCCCACUGUACGCAUUAUCAACAUGGACACAGGACACAAGUUCAACACUGCUUCCGGGGAUUUCACUGUAAAUUCCCUGAGACAGUUGUGCCAGGACGUUGUGGACGGCACUGCCAAGCCCUAUUACCGGUCUGAGGAGAUCCCAGAGGACUGGAAUAAAGGACACGUCAAAGUCCUGGUGGGGAAGAAUUUUGAGUCUGUUGCUCUGGACCCGACCAAAAACGUCUUUGUGGAGUUCUAUGCUCCGUGGUGUGGACACUGUAAGGAACUGACUCCUAUCUGGGAACAGCUGGCGGAAAAGUAUGCCGACAAAGAAGACAUCAUCAUAGCCAAGAUGGACUCCACGGCCAACGAGGUGGAGUCUGUUUCCGUUGACGGAUUCCCAACGCUCAAAUACUUCCCUGCUGGUGGCAAAGAGGUGGUCGACUACACUGGAAAUAGAGAUCUGGAGACCUUGUCUAAGUUCCUGGAUGAUGGAGGAGUGUUGCCUAUAGAGGAAGAAACGUUUGAGGAGGAAGAAAGUUUUGAGGAGGAAGAUGAGGAUAAGGGAGCUGAUGAGUCUGCAGAGGUACCGACCAACAUAACAUCUAAAGAUGAGCUGUGAUGUCACUUUGGUGUUUGGCCAACCAGGAUCAACCUAGCACCUUCCAAUGUUUCUUAAUAAAAUUAAUUUGGGUAACAA
This is a messenger RNA of Cottoperca gobio, 1755 nucleotides long. It is a transcript of the gene pdia2, whose product is annotated as protein disulfide isomerase family A, member 2. The transcript has 11 exons. The record is from RefSeq and is a predicted model, not a curated record. The coding region runs from base 1 to 1677 and encodes 558 amino acids. Gene Ontology annotation, cellular component: endoplasmic reticulum. Gene Ontology annotation, molecular function: protein disulfide isomerase activity. Gene Ontology annotation, biological process: response to endoplasmic reticulum stress; protein folding. NCBI's taxonomy places the organism in Eukaryota, Metazoa, Chordata, Actinopteri, Perciformes, Bovichtidae.